AUGGAUGUUUUUCGGGUUCGAUUGAACUGUAUAGACCAUUACCAGGCUACACGAACCGAGUACGAUCCUCAGUUUGGCCAAGAUGUGCGCUUUUCGCAUUCGCGGAAGCCCCCAAAACUCCCUGUCAUUCGAGUGUUCGGAUCGACCGAAACGGGCCAGAAAGUGUGCGCUCAUAUUCACGGCGCCUUUCCCUAUUUGUACGUCGAGUAUGACGGAAGUCUGGAAGUCAUUAAGGCCAACGAAUACAUUUCGAAAUUCCGUGCAUCCAUAGAUCAUGCCCUAGCUGUCAGCUACCGCAAAGAUCCUCUUCACGAUCGGCCCUUGUAUGUAGCACGGAUCACGCUGACGAAAGGUAUACCGUUUUAUGGCUUCCAUGUGGGAUAUCGCUUCUAUCUCAAAAUCUACCUAUUCAACCCGGUGGUCAUGUCACGUCUGGUUGAUCUCCUUCAACAGGGUGUUAUCAUGAGUCGGAAAUUCCAACCAUACGAGGCACAUUUACAGUAUCUCCUCCAGUUCAUGGCUGACUACAACUUGUACGGCUGUGACUACCUGGAUGCGGCAAUGGUCACCUUUCGAGCACCUGUACCGAAGCACGACGAAAACAUCAAUGAUCAUGAAACUGGAAAUCGUUGGGACGAUGCGACGAUUCCUUCGGAGUUCAUUACAGACGACUACAGCCUUCCUCGGGCUAGUCACGGUUCCCUUGAAGUAGACAUCUGUGCCGAGGAUAUCCUGAACCGGAAGAAAGUCAAAGAGCGAAGGCUGCAUCAUAAUUUCAUCGAAAGGGAGCAGCCGGUUUCAAGUCAAGAGAAGCUGGUGCACAGCAUGGCUGGGCUUUGGACGGACGAGACGAACCGCAGGAAGAGGCGUAUGGGAAUAACAGAUCCUGAAAUCAAUCCUUUUCCUCCGGACGUUCUAGUAUCAAUGUCUGCGGACCCACGUCAAUCACAGGUGAUGGGGUGGGUCCAUGAAGCUGAAUACCGUGCUGGUAUUCAGCAACAGGUUGUUCAGGAGCAGAUCACUGUUGCAGAUGGAUGUGAGAGAACUUUCUCCAACUUUGUGCGCCCAGUUCCCUUUGAGGAGACCGUUAAGACGACUCUGGAAUCAGUCGAAGACUUAUACCAAGACAACCUGAGCCAAGCACUGCAAAUUGAAGCCGAAUUGUUUCACAUGAAUGCAGAGCCACUCAGCAGCGUUGACGUCGACGAGCGAGUUAUCUUACAGCUAGCAGGCGAGCGGAUUGCAACCCGUACUCCUCUCGAGCAUGCGGACAAAAUCUCACCGGGGGAACCCAUCAAUGGUGUUGGAGAAGGAUUUGGUGUCGGGGACUUGAUGACAUAUAAAAUGGGUGAGCGGCGCCGUGUACACCAGCCCCGAACUUCCAUCCGUCAUAAACUCUUCAAGAUUGCCAAGGCUUACUCUUCAAAACCACCAGCCAAUGUCGGUAAACAAGUCGGGGCUCUUGGUCCUGGCGAGCGACAACGAAGAUCUCUUAAGCAUCCCAGGCCGCCGGGAGAAGUUGAUCACGAUGCACCUGCAAAACGUCAGAUGCUCCAAGCUGAUGCCCCCAUGGAGGCAAUUCGCGGGAAGGCCGAGGCUCCGCAAAGCGAUGCGGAAAUGGCUCCGAGAAAGGCCGAGUCAAAAGCUCGAGAGGCAGCUCAGUCAGGACCUCAGAGAAGACCUCAGGGUCACCCUCCGGAAGGAGCUCAUGUAGAGUCAAACAAGAGGGUUCAAGAGAAUGCUCAAGCAGACGCCCAUGGGAAGGCCCAGCACGAGCCUCGGGAAGACGUGCUGGAACACUUCGAGACACAGGGCCGACGCAAGACACAGGAGGAAAAGAUCCGAGACCAGACUCAACAAGAAGUACAGGCGGAAAUUCCAGAAGACUUAAAAUCUAUGAAGCCUGUUCAGACAGUUCAGCCGUUAAAACUCAGUACUUAUGAUAAAGCGAGAGAGGAAUUCUUGGCGAAUGGUUCGAAGGUCGAGCCACAAAAGCCUAAGGCAUCUCAGCCCACGAAGUCUGCUCUGAAGCAGAGCUCUGCGUCCCAGGGUCGUUCAUUCAAUUUUCCCGUUGUGAAAGAUCCACAGGAUCCCAGCACAAGGGCGCGACUGAGCCAAAAGAGUGGUUCGCAGAAAUAUGAAGAGAAAGUUACCAAAAAGCAGCUUGCCUUCGACCCUCAACCCACCAUUAUGGGGUCAUCGGCUCAGGCGAAGCCCAGUCAGACUGAUCCCAACCUGAAAUCAGUAUCCAAUCCACUUGUACCGGCCCCUGCGGCUGCACCUCCGGUACUCUUGUUGAAUGGCUCAAACAAAAUGUUUGUCCUGGAGAGUAAACCUCCGUCCCUGACCGAGGUCCGUCAUACCAUGCAGGUACAUGGCCUACCUGAUGUCAUCUAUCAGGGUGCAUAUUACAGCAAAGACGAGGAUGUUCCUCCAAAGCCGAGAGAGUAUGCAGGCAGGGAAUACCGACUUGACGGCAGCUCUGUCCCUUGGCUCCCCGAUUUCGACCCGACUGGAACAUCGCCGGCGACAUUUGGCGGGAAACCAGCCUCCGGUGCCGACUGGCCGAUGCUGGAGGCUGUAUACGAGGCACAACAAGAGGAAUGCGCCAUGCGGAGCUGGGAAAUAGCAGAGCCUCCUCCCUCUUUCAAAGAAGUCAGUAAAUGGUGGGCAGAUAAGGAAAAGGCUCGCAGUACAUCCCGACCUCGUUUCAAGUCUUUAAGGAUCAGAACCGCCCGCUCGCAAGUAGCAGGCGCGACGCCGAAGAACAAGCAUGGCUUCAGAUAUUCCGAAAAGAAAAAAUCCCCGAGUGUACAGCAUCAGGCACAGUAUAUGAGCACUAUGAGCCUAGAGGUUCAUGUCAACACCAGGGGCAAGCUAGUACCGGAUCCUGAAGAAGACGAAGUGCAGUGUGUUUUCUGGUGUCUGCGGUCCGACGAGAACGUUCUCCGUGAAACUCAGGCGCCGGACAACACAGUACGAGGCAUUGUUGUCUUUUCGGAGGAUGGACUGUUAGCAGACAAAAUCCAAAAGUACACAUCAGUGCCAGUGGUGCAAGAAACAACGGAACUCGAUGUGAUGCUCCGGAUGGUCGAGAUUGUACGGAAUCAUGAUCCGGACAUCUUCACCGGCUAUGAGGUGCACGGUACCUCCUGGGGCUAUCUUAUUGAGCGGGCGAGGAUAAAGUACGACUUCGAUCUCUGCGAUGAAUUCUCACGCAUGAAGUCUCAGUCAAAUGGGCGUAUCGGCAAGGAUGCAGAUCGAUGGGGCUUCAACACGACAUCUUCGAUUCGGAUAACCGGACGGCACAUGAUCAACAUCUGGAGAGCCAUGCGAGGCGAGCUCAACCUUCUGCAGUACACCAUGGAGAAUGUUGUGUGGCAUCUGUUGCACCGUCGAAUUCCACAUUACAACUGGAAAACAUUGUCAGAUUGGUAUCUCAGCGGGCUGCCAAAGGAUCUGAACAAAGUCCUCCGGUACUACCUGACGAGAACCCGACUCGAUAUCGAAAUCCUGGAAAAGAAUGAGCUCAUUGCCAGAACAAGUGAGCAAGCAAGGCUGCUCGGAGUUGAUUUCUUUUCUGUCUUCUCGCGAGGAUCGCAGUUCAAAGUUGAGUCCAUCAUGUUCAGGAUAGCCAAGCCCGAAAACUUCCUGCUCAUCUCUCCAAGUAGGAAGCAAGUGGGUGCGCAAAAUGCUCUGGAAUGUCUUCCUUUGGUGAUGGAACCACAGAGCGCCUUUUACAGCAGCCCGUUGCUCGUUCUCGAUUUUCAGAGUCUGUAUCCCAGUGUCAUGAUUGCCUACAACUACUGCUAUUCGACCUUCCUUGGGCGUAUUGUCAGCUGGCGAGGCACCAACAAAAUGGGCUUCAUGGAUUACAAGAGGCAAGAGGGACUUCUCAGUCUACUCAAAGAUUACAUCAACAUCUCCCCAAACGGUAUGAUGUACACUAAGCCUCAUAUUCGCAAGUCCUUGCUUGCGAAGAUGCUUACCGAGAUUCUCGAAACCCGCAUCAUGGUCAAGUCCGGGAUGAAGCAAGACAAGGAUGAUAAGGCGCUUCAGCAACUCCUGAAAAACCGACAGCUGGCGCUGAAGCUUCUUGCCAACGUCACGUACGGCUACACUUCGGCCUCGUUCUCGGGUCGUAUGCCCUGCUCUGAAAUUGCCGACAGCAUCGUCCAAACCGGCCGCGAAACCCUUGAACGCGCCAUAGCCUUUAUCCACAGCGUCCAGAAGUGGGACGCCGAGGUUGUCUACGGUGACACCGACAGUCUCUUCGUCUAUCUCAAGGGCCGCACGCGCGACCAGGCCUUUGACAUCGGGCAAGAGAUCGCCGACGCCGUCACCAAGAUGAACCCGCGCCCCGUCAAGCUCAAGUUCGAAAAGGUCUACCACCCGUGCGUGCUCAUAGCCAAGAAGCGCUACGUCGGCUACAAGUACGAGUCGCGGGAUCAGACGGUGCCCGACUUCGACGCCAAGGGUAUCGAGACGGUCCGCCGCGACGGCACCCCCGCCGAGCAGCGGAUCGAGGAGAAGGCGCUCAAGAUUCUCUUCGAGACCGCCGACCUCAGUCAGGUCAAAGCCUACUUUCAGGAGCAGUGCCACAAGAUUAUGCGCGGCGCCGUCUCCGUGCAGGAUUUUUGCUUUGCGCGCGAGGUCAAGCUGGGCACGUACAGCACCAGCGGCCGCGGGGGGCCGGCCCCGGCAGGAGCGCUGAUCGCCACCAAGAAGAUGCGGGAGGACGCGCGCGCGGAGCCGCAGUACGGCGAAAGAGUGCCGUACGUGGUGAUGGCCGGCGCACCCGGGAUGCGACUGGUGGAUCGCUGCGUGGAACCGGAGGAGCUGCUGAAUAACUCGCAUGCUACGCUGGAUGCGGAUUACUACAUCAACAAGAACAUCAUUCCGCCGCUGGAAAGGAUCUUCAACUUGGUCGGCGCCAACGUGAGGACUUGGUAUGAGGAGAUGCCCAAGGUUCAGGUUUUGAGGAAGGUGGUGGAAGAUGAUGACGCUGCCGCUGCCGCCGCUCCCAAAGGACCAUUGAUGGGAUUGCUAGGGGCGUCACCAAGCAAAAGGGGUGCCGGCAGCGCAGCAGCAGCGGCGGCAGCAGCGGCAGCAGCAGCACUAGAGGCCGAGGAAGUCUUGGGAGAAGACGGCGAACCCCUCCCCCCCGACGGCGCAUUCGCCCAAGCCCAAGCGCGCAAAACCCUCGAAGCCUUCCUUGCCACCACCAUCUGUACCGCCUGCGGCGUCAAGAUCAAGCGGCCGCUCGGUAUCGGGCUCGCCCGCGAGCUGGGCAUCAUGCUUGACAACGAAGAAGAUGCCGAACCGGACCGAGGCCUGCCGCUCUGUCGACGGUGUGCUUCGGAUCCGCCCACUUUGUUGGUUGACAUGCAGACCAAGGUCAGCAGAGCUGAGAAAAGCUACGUGGAGAUCAUGAAGGUGUGCCAGAGCUGUAGCGGCUUCGCGCCAACGGAGGAGGUCCCCUGCGAUAGCAAGGAUUGUCCGGUGUUUUACUCAAGGGUGAAGCAGAGGACGAAGAUGAACGCGGAGAAGAGGGUGAUGGAGCCUUUGAUUAAGUUGUUUGGGGAUUUGGAGCUGGGUAAGGGUGGUGGUAGUGAAGGCGAGGAUGAGGAUGAGGAUGAGGAUGAGGAUGAGGAUGGUGAGGAGGAGGCGGUUUGGGAGCAGGAAGAGGCGGGUGAGGUGAUUGCUGAGGGUGAGAUGGAAGUGCAGGAAGAUGCUGGAACGAGAUAUGAAGAGGAGGAAGCAGAGGGCGAAGUCAUUGUUGAGGGUAAGCGUAGGGCUGUGAGUGAGGAGCAGUCCGAGAGGCGAGAGAUUCUGGACAACAGGUUUAGGGGCCUGAAGGCGGCAUCUCUGGACUGGUAG
Molecule: messenger RNA, 5880 nt
Organism: Sordaria macrospora k-hell
Lineage: Eukaryota; Fungi; Ascomycota; Sordariomycetes; Sordariales; Sordariaceae
Biological process (GO): double-strand break repair via homologous recombination; error-prone translesion synthesis
Cellular component (GO): nucleus; zeta DNA polymerase complex
Molecular function (GO): nucleotide binding; DNA binding; DNA-directed DNA polymerase activity
Source: RefSeq, a predicted model, not a curated record